AUGAAGUGUUUAAUUUUUUGUUUCUCCAUUUUUUUACUCUUGACCCUCUCCCUCUGCUCAACACACAAGGAGCAGAAAUAUUGUAACAGCACACACAGAGGGAUUUUGAAAUAUCAUAAAAAAAAAGACAAUAAUGAAUAUGUCACCGUAUCAGCUAUAUUAAAAAAUAAUGCCUUAGAAUUAUUUAAGGGAUCUAAAUUCUUUGAAAAAUUUUCUUUAUAUGAUAUCAUAACUCCCAUUGUAAUUUUAUCAACAGACGUGGAAUGUUUGACAUUAAACUUUGUUAAUGAUGAUUCAGUUAUACUUUGUUGCGAUACGGAGGAAUCUAUAAAUAAUUGGUGGUUAUAUUUAACCAAACAAAUUCUUUGUCUCCAUAAGGGUGAACUAAGAAACGAAAACGACAACAAAACAUUGGAAGAGGAACAGAAUAACAUUAUAAACAAUAAUAAUUUGAAUGAAGUUUCGAUUAACAUAACUGAGGAUGACCUCGACAAUAUCCCAAACGUCCUUAUAAAGACUGAAUCAUAA
Molecule: messenger RNA, 528 nt
Organism: Plasmodium falciparum 3D7
Lineage: Eukaryota; Apicomplexa; Aconoidasida; Haemosporida; Plasmodiidae
Product: putative PH-like domain-containing protein
Source: RefSeq, a predicted model, not a curated record